UUUGACCACUGUUUCCCUUUACUUACGCAAGUUAGUCUGUGGAUUUUUCCUAAACUUUCAUGGUGCAGCAGCUGAGCAAUCAGCGUUUUACAGCAUUUAUAAGCGAGCAGCCUCUCCUGUGUUUACACUGUGGAAGCUGCGGACAGGACCUCACUCAUCCAAAGCGGAAGACUGCGCGUUACUUUGUUGAUGUUUUCGUGAGUUUCGGUUUAAGUUUACCUGAUCACUGGGAAGCUGCAGGAGCAGCAGCGUUUACACUCCACACUUUUUUCAUCGCUACUGUACUGUAGGUGCCCUCAGUGUGCAACUGGCCUGCCCUGACUUUACAUCAGGGUUUGCUCUUUGUGCCAGAGGACGUACACUCAUAAAGAAGCUGCACAGCCAGCUACACCGGCCCCCUUCACUCUCUCCCCCUGCGCUAUGAGCAGAGGUAGAGGAGGGCCUCCCAAAGAACGGUACCACAGACAUCCACCACCCUACCACCAGGCCAAGGAGAAUUACAACAGACCUGGCCCUGCCUCUCUCUACCCCAGAGCUGGCCUACAGCAAAUCCCAUAUUCAGGUUACUACAACAGCCCCACCCCUCCUGUAGUGUCCAUACAGCCCCCACCUCCGUCUCUCAUCCCCUCCGCUCCACCCAUACCAAGCCACAAUAAAGCAGCCCCUAAACCUGCAGCCGUUAACCAUUUACAGAAUCAGAAUCACAGCCCCAGUCCUGGUCCUGGUCCCAAUUCUUUUCAGUACCAACAGGUGGAGUUCCUGAGAGGACACAGCUCUGAGGCACCGCAGUUCAGAGCCAGUCCACGAGGAGGGGGAGGGGGAGGGGGAGGGGGAGCGGUACCCGGCAGGCCACCCAGUUCCCCAUAUCAGUCCCAGUCAGGGUACAGUAGAUAUUCAAACCCCAACAACAGCCCUAGGGGUAGAGGCGGGUAUAGCCAGGACCAGAGUUUUGCGUACCCACCUACCGCAGGACCUCUGCGAGGCCCUCAAGGCUCUCGACACCCAAAUCAAAACCAGUUACAAGGCAAAAGCCACAACCAGUACUCCAGCAGACAAUGGUGCGUCCAAACAGACUCUUUGUGUGACGGUUUUCAGAGCUUGUCUCUUCAUAGAGACAGGUUUGGAGGAGAAAGGUUUGACAGACAUUCUUCAUCCAGCAGCUCGUCAAUUUCAAGCUUUAGUAAGAGUAACAUCACUCUCACUCCUGACAUCCAGGAACAGGUACACAGGGCUUUGGCUGCUCUUAGGCCAAGUGAGAGUAUUUCUGCAAAAUUGUUAGCCAAAAAGCUGCGUCUGCCCAAAAAGAUAGUGAACAAGGCCCUCUACUCUUUAGAACGCUCACAGCAAGCCUCCAAGGAGGGACUCACUCCUCCCGAGUGGACUGUUUACAGACAACCUCUCAGAUGCAAAGAAGAUCAAAACUCUGAAGUGCAAAGUCCACCAACUCAUCUCUGUGUCAGCUUAGAGCACCUUCAAAAACCUGAAGCCAAGGUUGAGCUAAAAACAGCAACGAACAGGGGACAGGCCAAAGAAGAGGACUCUGACACAGAAUCCAGCUCUUCUUACUGCUCUUCUUCAGAGUCAUUUGAUUCCGAAGGAUCCCAGUCACCAGCAAAAGGUCAGCACGAAGAGAAACGACAUCCCGGCGCUACCAGCUCUCCUGAUCAGGAACUUCAGCUUCCCACAAUGACAGAGCAGAAGGAUCUAGUUCUGCGGUACCUCCUCGAUGCAGGGGAGGCAACUGCUCUCGUCAUAGCCAAAAACCUGGGUCUCAGGACCACAAAACAGGUCAAUCCCACCCUCUAUGCUCUGGAGAAGCAAGGUGAGGUCAUUAAGAAUGGUGAGGUCAACCCUCCCACCUGGGAGCUCUCCACCCGCCGGAGAGAGAGGAUGGAGAGGAACCUCAAAGCCGCGCAGAGCACCCCAGCCGAGGAUGUCAAGAUGGAGGAGGAAGUCAGUCGAGAGGAGGUGGGAGGUGCGUCCAUCGUUCUUCCAUCACCGCCGCUACCACCAAUAGCAGGCCUCGAGCCACUACAGCUUCCAGAGGGCUGGACGCCAGAGCAAAGUCACAGUGAAGCAUCCCAUUCCUCCCUCCACCCUCCCCCCUUUACCUCAUGUCCAGACAAAGAGACCAACGAAGGACAGUGGGCCACCGAUGAUAUCCCAGAAUUCCUCAACGCCAUUCGCAGAGAGACAGACGCUGAAAAACUGGCAGCAGAAAAGGCCAAUGCCAUGGGAACUGUAGCCGUGUCUCUGGCAGCCCCGCCUCCACAGAACCUGUGGGCCAAAUUACAGGAGGUGAGGCUGAAGAACCCCGUCAGCGGCCUCAUGGAGUAUGCCCAGUAUCUGGGCCAGAACUGCGAGUUCCUGCUGCUUGACCAAUCAGGACCCUCCCACGACCCAAGAUUCCGUAUGCAGGUGAUGCUCAAUGGGAGGCUGUUUCCUGUCGCAGAAGCUUCCAGUAAGAAGGUUGCAAAAAAGGACGCUGCUGCGGCCACCCUGCGCAUUCUCAUUGGAGAGAUGCAGGGAGGGGCGAGCACAGGGGACGAUGGAAAUACUGCCAGUACGGACCAAGUCAUGGAUAUACUCCCAGACACCAGUGGGGCAGUUGAAAGCACAGGGGGAAUUUUUGGGUCCGGUAGCACAGAAGGAAUGGGGAUGAUGGAGGGACCUCGCCAGCCACUGUCCCGCUCUCUGCCUGGUGGGAAAAAUCCGGUGUCUGUCCUGAUGGAGUACAGCCAGCGCAGCGGGAAUCCCAUCGAAUUCAUCAUCACCGGGCAGGCUGGCCCACCACAUGACCCACGGUUCAUGUACAGGGUGAAGGUCGGAGAGAGCUUGUUCGCCGAGGCCUCAGCUCCGAGCAAGAAGGCAGCUCGCCAGCUGGCAGCAGAGGAAGCCGUCAAAGAAUUAAUGGCUGACGGGAGAUUGCAGCUCAACAAGCCUCAGUUGCCCCUAGGCUCUCCCAGUGAUAAUGAUGGCGGUGGCUCUGGGACGACAUGUCCCUCUUUGCCCCCUUUGACUGCAAAUGAGUUGCGAGCAGCACACGAGGCAGGGGUCGGGGACCUCAUCAACCACCUGAACAACAACGCAGUGUCAGGUCUUCUGGAGUACGCCAGAGCCCGGGGCUUCGCAGCUGAGAUCCGCCUGGUGGGCCAGUCUGGGCCACCACACGAACCUAAGUUCACCUACCAGGCUAAGCUGGGCGGACGGUGGUUCCCUCCAGUCUGCGCGUCCAACAAGAAACAAGGAAAACAGGAAGCAGCAGAUGCUGCUCUACGGGUUCUGAUUGGAGAAGCUGAGAGGGCAGCCCGCACAGGAGAGCUUAUCCCAGCUGAGCUACCAGUGAGUGGCAGCACUUUGCACGACCAGAUAGCAAUGUUGAGUCACCAGCGUUUCAAUGCCCUGACUACACGUAUCCAGCACAGCCUUCUGGGACGCAAGAUUCUGGCCACCAUCGUCAUGAGGAGAGGAGAGGGCCUGGGGACUGUUGUCAGCCUGGGAACUGGAAAUCGCUGUGUUAAAGGGGAGGAGCUGAGCCUUAAAGGGGAGACUGUUAAUGAUUGCCACGCUGAAAUCAUCUCCAGAAGGGGAUUUGUUCGGUUUCUGUACAGUGAGCUCCUCAAGCAUUGUGAUGGCGCAGACGACAGUAUAUUUGAGCCAGCAGAAAACAACAAACUCCAGAUCAAAUCUGACAUCACCUUUCACCUCUACAUCAGCACGGCACCUUGUGGGGAUGGGGCUCUGUUUGAUAAGUCCUGCAGUGAGUCCGGGGAUGAAGUUGAGGGCCACCAGCCUCUGUUUGAGAAUGCCAAACAGGGCAAGCUUCGCACCAAAGUGGAGAAUGGUGAGGGCACCAUCCCAGUGGAAUCAAGUGCAAUUGUUCCCACGUGGGAUGGCAUCCAGCACGGAGAGAGGCUGCGAACCAUGAGCUGCAGUGAUAAGAUCCUGCGCUGGAACGUACUGGGCCUGCAGGGGGCGUUGCUCACCCAUUUCCUGCAUCCUAUCUACCUAAAGUCCAUCACACUUGGCUACCUGUACAGCCACGGUCACCUGACACGCGCCGUUUGCUGUCGGCUGGCCAGAGAUGGUGAAACGUUCGGCCAGAGUCUUCCUCCUCCCUUCAUACUGAACCACCCAGAGGUGGGCAGGGUUAGUGUGUAUGACUCUACACGUCACACGGGCAAGACCAAGGAGUCCAGUGUGAACUGGAGCUUUCCAGACCAGCACAGUGUAGAGGUGCUGGACGGGACCAAAGGCAAACUGGAUGGGAACAAACUGGGCGUGUCCCGUGUGUCCAAGUCCAACUUGUUCUGCCUGUUCCGCUCUCUGUGCCAGCGGUGCGGCCGCACAGACCUCCUCACCCUGCCCUCAUACGCCCAAGCCAAGAUGUCGGCCACGUCCUUCCAGCUCGCCAAGCAGCAGUUCUUCCGAGCUCUCAGCAUCCACGGUUACGGUGCCUGGAUCGGCAAACCGCUGGAGGAGAAGAGCUUUGAGGCGGGCGAGGGAGGCAGGAACAACGGAGCAAGUGUCCCUCUGGGAUAUGGCAGCAGUAGAAACGGAGGAGCGAUGGAGAUCAAGCAGGAGGAGGCAUAGAACGAUGCAGGGUCAUCUGUAGCUGGCCUUGCUAAGGAGCCCUGGAAAGUCUCUACUGUCCUGCCUGCAGCCUGCCUGCAUUUUUAGAAAACAUCUCAAUAUACAAAAGGUUUUCAGGAUCUCUUGCACAGCCAGUUGUUGAGGACCGCUGGGUGAGGACAGUUUUGUUGGAGAGUGUGUAGUUUGAUCUUGAUUUGGUUAUAUGUAGAUGAAUGAUGCAAUGUAUACAUCAGGUGUAUACAAAUACAUGAACACACAGACAUACAGUGGGGUCCAAAAGCCUGAAUCCAGUUCCAGAAACUAAUUUAUCAAGAACUAUCACAGAUGUUUAAUCAGAUAAUUUAUUUGUCAAAAUAGUGCAUAAUAUUGGUUGGUUGUUUGUUUUUGAGAACCCACAGUAUCUGAGCACUCUGUAAGGGCAUGUCAGAGAUGUGCUGUAAUAGCUUUUGAGGUCUCACAGAUGUGGUCUGGUAAUUACAGAGGAAAAGCCACACGAGUCAGCACUCCAUAAUGUUCAGAUGGUUUGCUUUGGUAUCUGAUGCUUGCACCGAGCCAUUGUUUUGCUGGAAAAUGAGUCUUGUUUUAAACGGUUUUAAGCUUGAAGUGAUGAUGUACCUCUCUAGAACAGAGCUGCACUUCUCUCUGGUCAACGUGUAGUUAGCUGAAGUUCAACUUUUAAUUGAAGACUUACACAUAGAAUUUUCUCAGAAGCUGCCAUGUGAAUAAGUCUAUACAUAUGGGCUUACCUAUAGCCCACACAUUGUUGUUAGCGUUUCUAUAAACAUUACAUUAUUUUUAUUUAUGUGAAGAAAGAAAAUAAAUCAUUAAAAGGUGCAAUUUAUGAUAUUGGACUCAGACUCUUGGACCACACUGUUAUGGAUAUACUGUGUGUGUGUGUGUAUAUAUAUAUAUAUAUAUAUAUAUAUAUAUAUAUAUAUAUAUAUAUAUAUAUAUGUGUGUAUGUCUGUGUGUGUGUGUAUAUGUAUAGGUUUUAUGUAUAUAUUUUGUAAAUCAUCUACAGCUGUUUUUCAAUAAUUUUUCCUGAUGUUUUACUGCAACUUGGUUUUUUUUACCAAUGACAUUUUGAAAGUUUGAAAAAAUAAAAUAAGUAGCCAUGUUUCAGUGGA
Lates calcarifer (barramundi perch) is the source of this 5720-nucleotide messenger RNA. RefSeq names its product adenosine deaminase RNA specific (gene adar). The transcript is spliced from 17 exons. Gene Ontology annotation, molecular function: double-stranded RNA adenosine deaminase activity; tRNA-specific adenosine deaminase activity; double-stranded RNA binding. Gene Ontology annotation, cellular component: nucleolus; cytoplasm. Bases 421 to 4593 code for a protein of 1390 amino acids. The record is from RefSeq and is a predicted model, not a curated record. Lineage: Eukaryota; Metazoa; Chordata; Actinopteri; Centropomidae. Gene Ontology annotation, biological process: adenosine to inosine editing; RNA processing.